Mytilinidion resinicola is the source of this 832-nucleotide messenger RNA. RefSeq lists its product as uncharacterized. The record is from RefSeq and is a predicted model, not a curated record. The transcript has a single exon. NCBI's taxonomy places the organism in Eukaryota, Fungi, Ascomycota, Dothideomycetes, Mytilinidiales, Mytilinidiaceae. Bases 333 to 668 code for a protein of 111 amino acids.
CUCCUAGCUAGGAAGUUAUAUGCCUUGCUACGUUGCCCCUAUUAGCUGCUGCACGCGCUAUCUGCUGUACACGCGCUAUUUGCCGCACCUAAAUCCAUACAGGUAUUAUUAGUAUAUUAGUUACCGUUCCUUUAAACCUGGCUAAUAUAGAUCUAUUAUAAGUCAAGCUGCUAUCCACAACCAAGGUCAUCCUAGCAUCAGGACCUAACUGGAAAUUGUGGAUCAACCAGAUCAAAACCCACGCGGAAAGCCUGCGCGUCUGGCAAUACGUCGAUCCCGAUGCCACUACUCGUCUUCCCGUGAAGGCCGCGCCUAUUAAGCCUACUAUUCGGAUGGCCACGGCUACGGCUAGCACGUACACGGCUAGCACGGCCACAGCAGAUGCUAGCGCCACGGAGAACGAACCUGACAUUACCGAGCUCAGCAAUAAGCAAUACAAGAAGUACAACAGGCUGGUUAAGAAGUAUACUAUGGAGGAAAAGGCCUACAAAAAGCAUAUUACAGCCCUGUUCUCCGUACAAACAAGAAUCAGCGAAUCUGUAGUAGUAGCCCUGCAGCACUACUAUGUAGGCAAGCCCGUAUUUAAGUGGCUAGCUAUUCUCAAAGCAGCCAUAGCACCAUCAGACCAGAAUAGCAAGCUACAAUUUCUCGUGCUUUUGGCGGUCUAGUGCCUUCGUGAAGCCGUCUGCAAUUAUCGCGGCUGUAGGUAUCCAUUUGAUUUCAAUCUCUUGCCGUUGUACUUGCUGGCGCAGCCAGAGAUGAUGAAUGUCAACGUGCUUAAGCUUGGUUUGUAGCUGCGGGCCAGCUCAUUUGAGUUGUUGCACUUUUCACG